AUCCACGUAGACGACUCUUCCCUCUUCUUCGUCUCGAAACCCUUCCCGGACCCUGCCCUUCUCGAUCCCGACUCCGACCUCCCCGAAACCUCCACGCACCAUUUCCACCACCGGAUCUCCUGCCGAGCGAUGGCGGCGGACGCAGCGAGCGGCGACGGGCAGGAAAAGGUGAUCGCGGUAGCGAAGCACAUCGUCAGCAGCCUCGCCUCGUCGAAGAACGCUGCCGAGGAUAUGAUCCGCAUACUUUCCGGCUUCGACAACCGCCUCUCCACCAUCAACGAUCUCAUCCUCCCUUCUGCCGACGAUGGCGGAGGUUGUCCCGACGGAGAUGACUUCGGUGCCUCGGAGGCUGAACUCCGGCUCGAGGCUGCCGAGAAGGUCAUACUCCGCUGGGACGCCUCCGAUUCCUUUGUGUGGGAGUCUUCGUCUCCCGAGGACGCAGAGGAGUACCGCGCUGCGGUUGGUGAUCUUAUCCGCUUAACAGGUUAUAAAACCUCUCCAGGCGGCUGCAGUGGAUCGCCUGACGGCCUCGUUAAUCGCGCGGAUAUUGCACUCCAGAUGGCAAUGUCCCGGCUUGAGGAGGAAUUUAGCAAUUUGAUGGUUCGCAACGCGGUCCCCCUGGACUCCAAUGACUUAAGCUCCUCCAUUCGUCGUCUCUCCAUCUCUUUUGCAUCCGACAUCGGAGAGCCUAUAGAAUACUUUGAGAGCUCCGUUGAAGAUGAAAACCAACACCAUCAGCAGUCGCCACCACAGCACCAAGAAGGAAGUCCUGAAGAUAGAUCUGGAAGAAGUCUGGUGGACGAGCGGAGCUUAGAUCUGAUUCAUCCUGAAGUUGUCCCUGAUCUCAUUGCAAUCGCAGAACUUAUGAUAUGGGCCAAGUAUGACCGUGAGCUCCAUCAGGUGUACUGCACAGUACGCCGGGAUAUCCUCGAGGAGUGCCUCUCUAUUCUUGGCAUUGAUAGGAUGAGCAUAGAGGAGGUACAGAGAAUUGAGUGGAGGAUGCUUGAUGACAAGAUGAAGAAGUGGAUUCAGGCCCUGAAGAUCGUUGUUCGAGUUCUGCUCUGGGGAGAGAAACGGCUCUGUGACCAGAUUCUGGCUUCUUCAGAGGAGCUUAAGGAAGAGUGUUUCACAGAAACUGUUAAGGGGUCAGUUAUGCAGCUACUUAACUUUGGUGAUGCCAUUACUAUAUGCCAGCGGUCUGCUGAAAAGCUCUUUCGUAUCCUGGAUAUGUAUGAGGUGCUUGCUGAUGUUUUGCCAGAUCUUCAGACCUUGUUUGUUGGAGACUCAGAGGACCUCGUAUGUGUAGAGGCCGAAGGGGUUUUGCAUAGAUUAGGUGAUGCAGCGAAAGGAACUCUUAUGGAAUUUGGGAGUGCAAUCAAGGGGGAGUCAUCUCGGAAGCCAACGCAGUGGUGUGAGAUCCAUCCCAUGACACGCUAUGUCAUGAACUAUGGAAGAUUACUUGCGGACUACAUGAAUACCAUAAAUUUGCUUUUAGAUGAUGGAACGACAAGCAGUGAUCAGGGCAAUUCUGAAGUUCAUGAUAAUAGGAACACUGAUGGAGAGACUUUUGAGAGCACGACUCCAUUAGGUCGUCAUAUGGUUCUGACAAUUUCAUAUUUGGAAUCUAAUUUGGAUGAAAAAUCCAAAAUUUAUGAAGAUGGAGCAAUGCAGUAUAUAUUUCUUAUGAACAAUAUACUCUAUAUUGUCAAUAAAGUGAAGGAUUCAGAUCUUGGGAAGCUUUUGGGAGACCACUGGAUAAGAAAGCGCCGCAGCCAAAUUCGGCAGUAUGCCACAGCCUACCUUAGAACUUCCUGGACCAAAGUGUUGUCUUGUUUGAAGGAUGAAGGAAUGGGGAGUGGUAGCUCCAGCAGUGUCUCAAAGGUCACUCUAAAGGAGAAGUUUAAAAGCUUCAACUUGGCAUUUGAAGAAAUUUAUAGGGUUCAGACCACUUGGAAGGUUCCAGAUCCUCAGCUCCAAGAAGAACUGAGAAUUUCAAUAUCAGAGAGGGUCAUCCCAGCAUAUCGAGCAUUUAUGGGAAGGUAUGGCAGUCAAUUAGAUGGUGGAAGAUAUGCGACAAAAUAUAUAAAGUAUACACCAGAUGAUUUGGAGAGCCAGCUUUCAGAUCUGUUUGAAGGUUUAUCUGGUGCCACUCCGAAAAAAAAGACUUAGUUUAUGAAGUUACAGUGAGUUGUGAGAGGGCUUUCGAGAAGAUUCAAAUAAAAGAUGACUAGGGGGCGCUUAGACAAGGAACUCAAUAGGUGAUUCAAGUGAAGGAUCAUCAAACAACUCUUUAGAAGGCUUAUAUAAAGGAUCAUCAGGACUCUUUAAAAAGCUUAAGCAAAGAAUUGUUAGCGAGCUCUUGAGAAAGCUUGAGCAAAGGAUCAUCAUGAGAACUUUAGGAGAGUAAAGGAUUACUAGUGUGCUCUUGAGAAGAUUCAAGUAAAAAAAUGGUUCUUAAGGCAGUAUAAUUAAAGGAUUGUUAGGAUGAGUGUUAACUAAAUAUGGCAAAAUUCUAGUAGUUAUAUUAUUGAGUUCGUGUUAGGUGUUAUUUACAAUGUAAAAUUUUUUAUUAGAGAGCUAUUUUAGUCUUCAAUAUUAGAGUAUGUUUGGAUGUUCUUAUGUGC
Messenger RNA from Zingiber officinale, 2624 nucleotides. RefSeq names its product exocyst complex component EXO70B1-like. Gene Ontology annotation, cellular component: exocyst. Bases 130 to 2169 code for a protein of 679 amino acids. Gene Ontology annotation, biological process: exocytosis. NCBI's taxonomy places the organism in Eukaryota, Viridiplantae, Streptophyta, Magnoliopsida, Zingiberales, Zingiberaceae. The record is from RefSeq and is a predicted model, not a curated record. The transcript has 2 exons. Gene Ontology annotation, molecular function: phosphatidylinositol-4,5-bisphosphate binding.